AUGGACUCGACUCUCGACUUCUUUCUCGCUUACGUGUUGCGCGGGAGACAAGUCAACAGAUCUCCUCCUCCUCCUCCUCCUCCUCUUCCUCCUCCUCCUCCUCAUUCUACAGGAACCCCUUCCACGAGGAGUCAGGCAACGGCCCUAAACUCCGGCGGAGAGCUAUUCGAACUGAUCCAAAGGAUUCAUUCCUUGCACGGCAAAGCGAGGCGAGAUUCCAGCGUGAGCGCCCGGAGCAUCUCCCAGGCCGUUCAAAUCUGGCAUGAGCUUGACCAUUGGGAUCCAGAAGAGGCAGGGCCCUCACCAGAACUCUGCAGAUUGUAUGCCUCGUAUAGAUCCGCCCUCUUCAUCUGGGUAUACUUUGUCAUUUAUCCGAAUGAUAUGGAUGGGUGGAAACUCCAGGAUGCCCUCCAGGAUAUUCUGUCCAAUAUAUCGGGAGUUGAGACACAAGAUCUGGCACCCCUAGCGAUUAUUCCACUCUUUUUCGGUGGACUAGCUGCCACCCAGCCGGUUGAUCGAGAAUCUAUCAAGCAACAAUAUGAGCGAGUGCGACGAUAUAGCCAACAUGAGAGCCUCCGGGUAUCGUGGGGUCAUGUUCAGGGGGGAUGGGGGAAGUAUGAUCGAGGAAUAGAAGCCAGUCGGGAUUGGAUCUGA
Aspergillus ochraceoroseus IBT 24754 is the source of this 654-nucleotide messenger RNA. RefSeq lists its product as uncharacterized. NCBI's taxonomy places the organism in Eukaryota, Fungi, Ascomycota, Eurotiomycetes, Eurotiales, Aspergillaceae. The transcript has a single exon. The record is from RefSeq and is a predicted model, not a curated record. Bases 1 to 654 code for a protein of 217 amino acids.